This is a messenger RNA of Aspergillus melleus, 1971 nucleotides long. RefSeq names its product S9 family peptidase. Gene Ontology annotation, biological process: proteolysis. Gene Ontology annotation, molecular function: serine-type endopeptidase activity. Lineage: Eukaryota; Fungi; Ascomycota; Eurotiomycetes; Eurotiales; Aspergillaceae. Bases 1 to 1971 code for a protein of 656 amino acids. The record is from RefSeq and is a predicted model, not a curated record. The transcript has 3 exons.
AUGUCUCCAUCUCGCGCUCCAUAUGGUACAUGGAAAAGCCCGCUUACUGCGGAGCGACUGUCAACCGACAGCAUAUCGCUACAUGAAGUAGUCGUCGAUGAGUCAAUUGGUGCCAUUUACUCGGUUGAAUGCCAUCCUACCGAAGGUGGACGGUUUGCGAUCAUCCAACACCUCAAUGGCCAAAGCCGAGACGUUUUGCCGAAAGAAUACAGUGCACAUGCAACGGUGCAGGAGCUAGGUGGUGGCUCCAUUUUAAUGAGACCCGAUGGAAGGGUUCUCUUUGCGGAUGAAAAGACUUGCAGCAUCCAUUUAUUGGACCCGGCGACGAGCCAAGUUACCCUUGUUCAUGCAGCAGUCGAGGGCAUUCGAUAUGCUGACUUCUGCAAUCACCCUGUCCAUACACAAUGGGUCCUUGCUAUUAAAGAGGAUCACCGGGAGGCGACACCUGAGACACAGGCGACUCACGUCCACAACACGUUGGUGGCCAUCGACAUUGUUUCCGACACCGAGGUCACGAUCGCUCAAGGCGAUGACUUUUACUCGCAUCCUAAAUUCGACCCGUCGGGCAAAUAUGUCUCAUGGAUCCAAUGGACCCAUCCUGACAUGCCAUGGACAGGGACCGUGCUUCACGUUGCUGAGUGGGCGGAUGGAUCUUUGAAGAAUGUGACCAAGGUGGCUGGAAAGUAUCAGGAGGAGAGCAUUGCUCAACCGAGAUGGGGUUUGGAUGGAAGACUGUACUUUGCAAGCGAUCGGACGGGAUAUUUGCAGUUGUAUUCAUACAGCGUGCGCGAUGCUUCUGUGCGCUCGCUGUCUUUCAAGGGGCUGGAAAACUCAGACUUUGCCGCUGCUGAGUGGGAGCUGGGAAGUUCCACGUAUUUCUCACUUGAUGAAAAGACCAUCGUGGCAACGGCUAUUACUCAUGCCACCAGUGAUAUUGUUCUCAUCGACAUUCCCACAUCGUCCGUCCGAAGUCUGGGACUUCCUUACGUUGACAUUGGAGUUCGCGCCAAUGCGAUUUUCCGAGCUUCGUCAAGCUCCUUUGUUGUCGUCGGUGCUUCGAGGACUUCUCCCCAGGAACUAGCUUUGGUUUCACUCACUCCUUCGUUUGAAGCAAAGACCACCGUCCUUACGUCAACUGCAUCAUUCGAUUUGGCUCCGGAAUACGUCUCCUCCGCGAAACAAUACACCGCUCCUCAGAAAUAUGGUCCGCUGUGUGACGGAAACGUGCACAUGUUCUACUUCCCCCCUUGCAACCCCGAAUUCGAAUGCGAAGGAACUCUUCCACCACUCCUGAUGAACGUCCAUGGCGGACCCAAUGGAUGCGUCACUCCUGCGCUGAACCUGGAAAUUCAACACUGGACCACGCGCGGGUUUGCCGUCUGUGCUCUCAAUUAUACUGGAUCUACCGGGUUCGGGCGGGAGUACCGCGAACGACUUUCCGGGUAUUGGGGUCUAGUUGACACAGGCGAUGCAGUGAGCGCGGUUGAGUUUCUAGCCAACGAAGGGCUAAUGGAUAAGGCCCGCGUGGGUAUCUACGGCCAAAGCGCGGGCGGAUACCUCACCCUGCAGGCUCUCCACAUGUACCCUGAUGUCUGGGCAGCGGGAGUCAGCUCCUACGGUAUCAGCGACGUGAGGGCUCUACAGGCUGAUUCAUAUAAGUUUGAGAGUCAAGACGUGGACCGAAUUCUGCUGAGCAAGACCGCAAAAGAGGAUAGGGAGCAGGAGCUCACGAAUCGCAGUCCGUGCCAUUAUGCCGAUAAGAUGAAGGCUCCGUUGCUCUUGUUGCAGGGAACCUCGGACAUGGUGGUUCCUGUGGCACAGGCGAGGAUGAUGGCUAGCGCUAUGCAUGCGCAUGGGCGUAUCGCGGAUGUAGUAGAAUUCGAGGGCGAGGGUCAUGGGUGGGUUGGCGAGAAAACCAUAUAUGAAUCUUAUAAGCGGAAGGAGAAUUGGUGGAUACGCCACUUGACUUGA